Erigeron canadensis is the source of this 996-nucleotide messenger RNA. RefSeq lists its product as uncharacterized. The transcript is spliced from 2 exons. Lineage: Eukaryota; Viridiplantae; Streptophyta; Magnoliopsida; Asterales; Asteraceae. Bases 1 to 996 code for a protein of 331 amino acids. The record is from RefSeq and is a predicted model, not a curated record.
AUGUCUGACGAUGAACUACCCGUGUAUAUAAUUCCUGAAUUUUCGUCGUCGUCGUCAUCGUCAUCGUCUUCUGGCGGCUUCGAGUUUUUGGCGUCUGUUGCUCUUGCAGCCUUAGAAGAAGACACUGCAUCUUCUUCUGCAAACUCACGAAGAUAUAUUUGGAGAGAUCGGUACUCGGCUCAUGAAAGAUUGAUGAACAUGUACUUUGUGGAUGAGCCGAUGUUUGAGGAUGAUGUCUUUCGCCAGAGAUAUCGUAUGUCGAGGAGGUUGUUUUUGAAAAUCGUGGAAGAUAUCACUGCAGCAUUUUCAUGGUUUCGGUCUUCGGUAAGUGCGGCGGGUAUUAGAGGGUUCUCGGCGAUUCAAAAGUGCAUGUGCGCGCUACGGCAACUCGCGUACGGCAACCUCGCCGACAACUAUGAUGAGGGGUUGUCGUUCUCUACUAGAACGGCCCGUGAGUGUCUAGACAACUUUUGCAUUGCCAUAAAGUAUCUUUAUGGUAAAGAGUAUUUGCGUUCUCCGACUAGCCACGAUGUUGCGUGUUUAUAUGAGGCGCAUGAAGCCCGACAUCAUUUUCCUGGCAUGAUCGGUAGCAUAGAUUGGGAUGGUAUUUACCCACCAUGGUCUUGUUUUCUCAAGGCGUAUGCAUACCCGGUUGCGAGAAAGGAGAAGGUUUUGAAGAAUCUCCAAGAGUCCGCAAGGAAAGACGUUGAGCGAGCAUUCGGGCAUUUGAAGAACAAGUGGGCGAUCAUCGAACGACCGGCACGGAUGAGGGACAAAGAAAAGAUCAUUAACGCGGUGUAUACGUGUGUUAUUUUACAUAACAUGAUACUCAAGGACGACGGCAACACGAUAUCACCGGUGUACAUCAGGGAUACUCCUAACGAUAUUCGUGCUACCGACCCUAAUUUUCUCUAUCGCUUACAUAACAAAGAGACGCAUUACAUGUUACGUCGUGAUAUUACGGAGCACGUGGGAGAUCUAGAUAUCGAUGUUUAG